CUCUCAGCAGAGAAGGGUGGCAUGGCUCCGGGAGAAAAGGAAAGGGGCGACGGGCCAGCCAAGGGUGCCCUCCGGAAGGUGCGCACAGCCACCCUGGUUAUCACGUUAGCCCGAGGCUGGCAGCAGUGGGCCAAUGAAAACAGCAUCAGGCAGGCCCAGGAGCCGGCAGGCUGGAUGCCAGGGGGCACCCAGGACCCACCGGACACUUCUGGACCAGCGACAGACGCCCCCUCCCACUGGAAAGCUCAGAGGGCCCCAAAGCCUUCCUCCCCGAAGCCAGAGGGAUGUGGAGAUGCUCACGGCUCAGAGGAAGCCUCCGCGGUUUCUCCUAUCAAAAGGAAAGAGGUGACCAAGACGGUCGUCAGCAAGGCUUACGAGAGAGGAGGGGACCUGGGCCACCUCAGCCACCGGUACGAGCAGGAGGGCGGCCCGCCGGAGGCCGGGCAGUCGGAGAGCGACGUGGACAGGCUGCUCCGCAGCCGCGGCUCCCCCACGCGGCGGAGGAAGUGUGCCCGGCUGGUGACCGAGCUGACCAGAGGCUGGAAGGCGAUGGAGCGGGAGGGGCCCCAGUGCCGGAGCGACAGCGUGGACACGGAGGACAGUGGCUAUGGAGGCGAGGCGGACGAGAGGCCGGAGCCGGCUGCAGAGCAGGAGGCCGUGGCCAGGAUCAAACGCCCCUUGCCCUCCCAGGCAAACAGAUUCACAGAGACGCUCAACUGCAAAGCCCAGCGGAAAUACAGCCAAGUGGGCAACCUGAAAGGGAGAUGGCAACAGUGGGCUGAUGAACAUAUCCAAUCCCAGAAGCUCAAUCCUUUCAGUGAAGAGUUUGAUUAUGAGUUGGCCAUGUCUACCCGCCUGCAUAAAGGAGACGAAGGCUACGGCCGUCCCAAGGAAGGAACCAAAACUGCCGAACGGGCCAAGAGAGCCGAGGAACACAUCUACAGAGAAAUCCUGGACAUGUGUUUCAUCAUCCGCUCGAUGGCUCGCCACAGACGCGACGGCAAGAUCCAGGUCACCUUUGGGGAUCUCUUCGACAGAUACGUCCGUAUUUCAGAUAAAGUCGUGGGCAUUCUCAUGCGUGCCAGGAAGCACGGACUGGUCGACUUUGAAGGAGAGAUGUUAUGGCAAGGCCGGGAUGACCAUGUUGUGAUUACCCUACUUGAGUGAACUUUCAACCACACAAGCCAAACUUGACCCACUCUUGUCUUAAUGCUAAAAUGUAAGAAAGUAAAGUAAAUAGUAACUGCUAAAUAAGUUACUAAAUAUUAAAAAAUUUUUUUACAUAAAUAACUUUUGAACACUCUAUUUCUGAGGGAAUUUGAAGAUUGAGGAAAGCACACCCAAAGCAUUUCAGAAAGCACACUAAGGAUUAUUUGUACAUAUUAAGUAUUUAAAAUUCCACUUACCCUUUGGGCAAAGAUACUUGGCUAUUCUUUGCAAAGUUGCUAUAGAUAUUAAUGUAAAUAAUUAUAUCUAAGAUGAAUUUGGGUAAAUAUCAGAAAACCGUAUUAUAUCAUUGUUCAAGAAAGAAAAAGCAUUCCAUUAAUUUUGGCAAAACUAAACUGAAAAUUUUCUAAGCAGCCUGACUUUGUUCUGUUAUUUUUAUCAUAGCAUCACUUACAAAAUAAGCACAUAAAUAAAAAGUUGUAUUCAACUAAGAUACUGAAAUUGAUGAAAUUGCCCUGUGGUCUUUGAAUUUAAUAGGUUUCCAACAGAAGUUAGCCAUCCUUCUCUGAUGUGAUUUGGGCAAAUCAUAUGAAAACAGGCAUCGCUGGUGGUCAUAGAACCAGCAGAGAAAGCAGUUCUGUUCACCUUCUCUAUAAAAGUAAAGCAGAGGUGAGAGAUUUAGAUUUCUCUGCCUUUGUAGGACUGCUUGGGGAAGUUUUUUUCUUAAAACCUUAAUGAGUCAUGCUGUCUACAUUUACCUCAGUACACAUCAAAGUAGAAAAACAGAAAAUGCUACAAUAAACUGGAAUGUUGCGUGUAGAAGAAUCUGAGUCAUGGGUAGAUCAGACACAAACUUGAGACAUUUUAAUCAAGUCAUUUUACUGUUUCAUUUUACUUUGUGCUCUAAGAAAUGCUUUUGCAAAUACUGAGAAGUCUAAAAACAGCAAUAUUAGUCCAGCCAAAGUGAAAAAAGUAUAGUUUAAAGAUGACAACGAAAUUUAUUUUGCACUAAUCUGUUCCUUGUCAAUUUUUCUUGAUUAGAUUUAGUGUGCCUUAUAUAAUUCUAAAAACAAGCUGAAUAAAAUGUGAGAUUACAAUUCUUAUGAAAUUCAAUGAAAGUUACUAAAUGAUAGCACUUUGGUAUUACAUACAGAAAUUAAUGUCAAAGUAUAAUCCUGCAAAAUAAUAGGUGCUCCUAACUAUAAAUUGUUAGGCUUAAUACAAAGUAUGGAUUAAACUACCAUAGGAGUUAUCUUUGCUUUCAUAUAUUAUUCUCUUUCAAACUGAAAGUUUCAAUAUCUUCUUAAAGAGGAAAGUUUGUAUAUUUUUCUUUUCAUAAUAGAUUUGUCAAAUUACAUAUUACUAACAUUUCCAAGUAGAAUUUCACAUAAGAUGUAUACUUUUAUCAUAACAGUGAAACUUAUGUCAAAAGCUUAAAACAUGGCACAAGAAUAAAACAUACUUUUGUUUUA
Molecule: messenger RNA, 2639 nt
Organism: Odocoileus virginianus texanus
Lineage: Eukaryota; Metazoa; Chordata; Mammalia; Artiodactyla; Cervidae
Gene: ABRA
Product: actin binding Rho activating protein
Biological process (GO): positive regulation of transcription by RNA polymerase II; positive regulation of Rho protein signal transduction
Cellular component (GO): sarcomere
Molecular function (GO): actin binding
Source: RefSeq, a predicted model, not a curated record